AUGGCGAGCGCCAAGACUCUGUCAAGCCACAUUUUGGAUUGCAAGUCCUGGCCUGAGGAGGAAGAGGAUUUCGACGAGCUUGACGCGCAGCUCAUCAAGAACACCGGGCACCCGACAACUGCUCGAUUCGUGUUCGCCUACCUUCCAGCGGGCAGUUCCAAGCGAUUGGGUGACGGAUCGGAGGCAUACGUUCGUCCCUUGAAGCGCCGGUCAGAAAAAGACAUUACGGAUUCGAAGUUGGAGCUCGUACUCAGAUCUCACGCCUACUGUUCGUUAGUGAACAUCGAGGAUUACAGGGCUCUAGGAGACAAGGACCAAAUUUGGACCAAGCGGUUCUCGGGUCAUGGCAAGGAACUAUCAAGGAGUUUGGCAAGUCUUCUGAUCCAGUCAGGCGAUGAGGUCCUUCUUUGCCUCAAGGUCGAGGUGUACGGGCGUCGUGAAAGUGAGGAUGCUCACAACAUCCCGAGGUUAGGAGAGCCGGACAGCAUCAGGCACUUCAAGGUGGCCAACCUGACUUAUGACAGCUCGCAGAUGAUCAUCAUUGGGACGGUAGCUUGGAACGCCUUGGUGACUAUGGCAGUUGUGGUGACAAGUGGCAAGGUUAUCGUAGGACCUCACAAUCCCUGGUUCUACCCUCAUGCAGCAUCACACCUAUGGAUUCUGAAGAAUGGCGACGAAGACCUUAACAACAACUUGGAACGUCAUACGCGAUCCAAGUUCGACCAAGGGUCAUCGUACGAGUUGCUUGCAGCCGCGCACCCACGUUUUCUCGGCUACAGCACCAUGCCAGUGACCUUAAGCACUCUCUGGGACUUCAAGUCAAGAGGAAAAUGGAAACCAUGGUCGGGCAUUAAGCUUGCAUCAUUCGUUUUCCACCUGCUCCUCAACCGUGGGAAGAUAUUGAAGACGGAUGUGAUCCAACCGCUGCACGAACUUCAAGCGCGCGAGAAUUCUCCAAAAGAGACGGCUACGGUUGGGAUUGUUGCAAACUUGAGCCGGCUGGUGGAGGCCAUGAGGGAUGAAGAGACGAAACCUGUUUCAUUGAAGGUUAGCAAUGAACUAAGACAGCUGGCAGAAAAGUUACAAGGGGAAAUAACCCAAAUCAACAAAACUACAAUUACCGAUCAGGUGAAGAUCGUGAUUGGUUAUCUCAUUAAAUGA
Molecule: messenger RNA, 1161 nt
Organism: Linnemannia hyalina
Lineage: Eukaryota; Fungi; Mortierellomycota; Mortierellomycetes; Mortierellales; Mortierellaceae
Source: the annotation of a GenBank genome assembly